AUGAGGGUAAACUCCAAAAUCCAGCGACGACAGCUGACACAGCAACAGCUCUCACAGCAGCAGCAGACACACAUCCUGAGCGACAUCCAGCAGCACCAGCACCGGUUCAACCUUCACCAAGGUCAACGACCACCAUCGAACGUGAUCAUCCAGCCCUCAAUUCAGCUGCCCGUUCCGUCGCAGCAGCUCUCCCAGCUCAACCAGCGGCCAUUUUCGAACUCGAACAACCCCUUCCAAUCCCCACCCGUGUUGCCACCCCAGUUCAACGGCAAGCAGCUGCCCCCGCAGUUACCCCCUAACAAUUUCAGACCUCCCCAAUCAAGCAGACAACCACACAGCGGCUUCGGAGCUCAACCAGACACACGAAUUCCACCACCACCACGAUCCGUACAGAACACGUUUCAACCAUCUCAACAGCAAUUCUUCGGUGGGCCUCUGCCCAACCAACCCUUCGUGAAUGGCGGUCCCAUCACUUCUUCCGUCCAAAGUCCUUUCCUACAACCCCCAGCCUUCCCCGCACCACAACAGUCCCCACAACAGUCCCAGCAACCUCCACAACACUCCCCCCAGGUACGCUUCCCAGCCUCCUCCCCCAAUAGCCACGCUCCUCAAGCCCAAGCACUCUUCCAGGCACCUCCCCAGACACAACAGUUCCAACCCGCCCCACAGGCCACGUUCGGUCAGCCGAUCGUGCAGCAACCCUUCGACACCAACCACAUUCGCUCCGAAGUCGUUCCACUCAACCAACAGCCACUACAGACUUCCAACUUCAACCCAUUCGCCAACCAACAACAACAGCAACAACAGUCAUUCAACAGCUUCCCACCAGUACAAAACUUGCCGGUGUUCGCACCCACACAAACUCUAAACUCGCAACCCGGGGUCUUCCCGCAAAUCCAACCGGCCGCGGCCCACAUAUCGCAGCAGCAAACGCAGCUGAGCUUCCAGCAGCAGCAGGAGCUGGAGAACCGUCUCAAGGAGGAAAGCGUACGCAUUCGCGAACUCCAGGAGAAGCAAAAGAUCAUCCAGAAGCACGAGCAGUUCCUCCAGAAGCAGUACCAGAAGCAGCAAGCCAAGGUCCAGCAGCUGCACCAGGAAUUCCUGAAGAAGCAACAGAACAUCAUCCAGCAACAGCAAGAUUACGAAACGAUCCGAAAGACCCCUACCGUCGGCUUGCAGGCACUGCCUUCCGAGCGAACGGUGUACGAAAAGGCCACCAAAGCUUACCAGAAGCCUAGUCCGACGACCACCACCGCUUACUCCACGACCACGCAGCGAAACCUUUCCGUGAUCCCACUCAAGUCCAACAGCAAGAAGGACUACAGCACGAUCUCCAAGACCGAUCUGGACGCACUGCUGCAAUCAAACCGCUUCCAAACCGUACGAACUGAGUCGCCCAAACCGACCAAGGCUCGUCCACCGAAGGCCAAGUCCACGAAGGCGCUCGGUCGCGAUGAACUGCUCAAGCAGCUGAAGCUGGCUUUGGCUGAGCAGGGCCCGCAAGAAUUAGGCAACAGGAACUUUAGCGCCACUGAUUUGGUCCUGCCCAAUGGGGAGAAGGUGCAGGUUAUUCGUACCACCGAUCCGGAGAUUAUCAAGCGUGCCAACGUGAACUCGGAAGCUGUGCUGACGCAGCAGCUUGAUACUCCUACCACUGCGAAGCCGCUUUCGUUUGAGGACAUCGCCAAGAGCGGUAUUCUCCCACCUGGCGCUGACUUUGAGCUGAUCAAGCAGAGCGAGGAUGGUCAAAUUGAAGAUAUUGGUAAGAUUCCUCCGCAGAAGAAGGUCACUUUUGUGUAUCUGGAAGAGCAAGAUGACGGAUCGUACAAGGUUCAGGGAGUUAAGGGUAGUGCGGAUAAGGAGACCAAGACUUCUGGAGCCGAUGUCGACAGCAUUCUGAAGCGAAUCAAGAACGGAGAGAUUCAGCUGCCUCCUCCAUCGAACAAGGCCGUCAAGACACCGAUAGUGGUGGAAGGAGCUCCGUCGAGUACCACCCCACGAAUCAUGCCCGUCCAGAAGGCCAACUCGGUAACGAUCAUCCCGCACAGCACUCCGCUCGAGAACCACUACCCGCACUCGACCAACUUCGUAGCGGACCACACGAUUCCACGCACCGCUUCGUCACCAUCCGCGACGACCUACAUCUCCACUGCGUCCCCCUCUAGUCCUAGCCCCGUGUCGGCUUACUCCCCUAGCACCUACUCUGGAAGUACAAUCCCACAAUCCUCCUCGACCUAUGUGUCAUCUACCCAAUCCCCAAUCACCAACUACUACCCGGUCGACAACACGCUCCACUACACCGGCGGUAUCAGCUCGACCUAUCCCACGACCCCGUCCCCCAUCCCAACCGCCACCCCCGUGUCACCCAGCUCAACGACCGCUCACUUCUCGACGCGCUCCGAGAACUACCUCUCCGCUUCAACGCUAGCCCAGCAAACCGCCAGCUCAACCAUUUACCAGCAACAACAGCAGCAGCAGACCGCCGCCGCCACCGGCAAGUUCGACGUGGUUCACCCGACUGUACCCGCGCCGGAAGCCGCACCCGUCACGCAACAGCAGGAGCAAGCCCUACCACUGACGCAGCAACCCCAACCCUCGUCGUCGUCGUCAUCGUCAGCCGCAAGCGAACUGCCAGCGAUUCUCAAGAAAAACGGACUAUUUGCGAUGGCCAAAUACCUCCGACAGUCUGGCUUGGACACGAUACUCAACGAAACCGGUCCGUACACGAUCUUCGUGCCGACCGACAAGGCCUUCCGCAGUCUCCUAGUGCAGCUGGGAGGACCGGAGAAGGCCGAGGAAAAGUUCAAGAACAACCCGCGACUGCUCAGUGGGCUUCUGCUGCAUCACGUGAUCCCCGGAUCGUUCGACAUCAGCUCGCUGCAGGACGAAAUGACCGGCGUGUCGCUUGCCGGAACGCAACUUCGGGUGAACCAGUACAACAUGCACGACUCCGAGUGGAAUGAUGUUAAGGUAACGACCAUCAACGGCGCCAUGGUCGUGCUGGACAAGCAGGACAUCACCAUCCCCCAGGGCAUCGCACACGCCGUAGACCGGGUCAUGUUCCCCCUGCCCGUCGGUGACAUCUUGCAAACGUUGCAGUCCGAUCGGGAGCGAAGAUUCACACACUUCCUGCGGGCACUGUACGCAUCCGGAAUGUCCGAUACACUACAGAAUAAAGGUAUCAAAACGUACACGGUAUUCGCUCCAACCGAUGCGGCCUUUGCCAACUACUCGACGGACGAACUGAACAAGCUAGUCACCGACAAGGACCAGGCGGAGGAGCUGGUCAAGAAGCACGUUGUGCCGGGAACGCUAUUCACCGCCGGAAUGCGGUUCUACCAAGUCAAGGAUGCCAUGGCCGAGGGCAAGACGGUGACGCUACAGAAGAGUGCAGGUAAAAUCAAGAUCAACGACGGCUACCUGCAGACGUCCAACAUUCCCACGACGAACGGCGUGAUACACGCGGUCGACGCGCUGCUUUGAGAGGUCCCCCAACGAAACCGGGCACCUCGGCUACAAA
Molecule: messenger RNA, 3520 nt
Organism: Culex quinquefasciatus (southern house mosquito)
Lineage: Eukaryota; Metazoa; Arthropoda; Insecta; Diptera; Culicidae
Exons: 7
Coding region: 1-3483 (1160 amino acids)
Biological process (GO): cell adhesion; extracellular matrix organization
Cellular component (GO): extracellular matrix
Molecular function (GO): cell adhesion molecule binding
Source: RefSeq, a predicted model, not a curated record